Prunus mume (Japanese apricot) is the source of this 1653-nucleotide messenger RNA. The record is from RefSeq and is a predicted model, not a curated record. NCBI's taxonomy places the organism in Eukaryota, Viridiplantae, Streptophyta, Magnoliopsida, Rosales, Rosaceae.
GAAUCCAGUCGUCCAAAAAUAUCCUCUCCGAACCCAAAAUCUUCCUUCCCCUUAUGCCAAGAGACCAAGAAUCAAACGCGGGCGCAUCAGCUAUAGCACUCUUCCUAGUCCCUCAUGUGCCCUCGAUUGCUCGUCUGCUGUCGGCGGUCAGUUACUGUUCUGUAGCAGCGACGUCGUCUAUCAGAGUAAAAUGUGCAAAAGAAUAGGAAGUUGAGCAGAAGCAAGGGCUGUGUGGCAGAGAACAGCUAACCGUUUUUUUGUUCAAUAAGAUGCCAAAAGAGCUCCCAAAUUAGCUUGCUGCCAAUCCUCAUCUUCAACAACUAAGCAGGUUGAUGCAGGGCCUGCAACUGUAGCAAAAGGGCCAGAUCAUCCUGCUGCUAGCUUCAUGCCUCUUAAUAGGAAUCCUUCAUUGUUGCGCUUCAUCUCUUUGACGCUCAGAGAAUGUAGGCUUCUGGCGUAGUGCAAGAUCACAGAGUGACACUGGUCAAUAUUGGAUCACCAUGAGUAUAAGAUGGCCGAGGCUUCUAACACCUACGCACCUCUCUCAGAUUAUACGAAAGCAGAAAAACCCAUUAACAGCUCUCCAAAUUUUCAGUGAAGCUAAAUGCAAAUACCCCAAUUACCGUCACAACGGUCCAGUUUAUGCCAACAUGAUCAGCAUACUCGGAAACUCAGGCCGAAUCAAUGAGAUGAAGGAAGUAAUUAAUGAGAUGAAAAACGACUCCUGUGAAUGCAAAGAUUCAGUUUUUGUUUCUGUAAUUAAGACCUAUGCAAGAGCUGGGUUGCUGGACGAGGCAGUGUCUCUUUUCAAGAACAUUUCACAGUUCAACUGUGUGAAUUGGACGCAGUCUUUCAAUACCCUUUUGGAGAUUAUGGUGAAAGAGUCCAAGCUUGAAGCAGCUCAUCGUAUUUUCAUGGAGCAUUGUUGUGGAUGGGAAGUGAGCUCGCGGGUUCGGUCCUUGAAUUUGCUUAUGCUUGCUUUGUGCCAAAAGGGUCGUUCAGAUAUUGCACUGCAAGUUUUCCAAGAGAUGGAUUAUCAAAGUUGCAAUCCGGAUAGGGAAAGUUACCGGAUACUAAUGGAAAGGAAAGUUGUUGAAGCAGUGGAGGUGAUUGAAAAGGAGAUGGUGGAGGCAAACUGUGUUCCAACUGUAAGAGUGUAUGGUGUUGUGGUAAGAGGCCUUUGUAGCGAAGGGCAGUCUGUUUUGGCCAUUUUGUAUCUGAAGAAGAUGGAAAAGCAGGUGGGUUGUGUUGCAGACAAGAAAACCUAUGGCAUUUUGGUCGAUGGGCUUUGUGGGGAGAGUAGAUUUCUUGAAGCAAGCAGAGUAUUGCAGGAGAUGUUGAUCAAGUCACAUUGGCCUUGUGCUGAGACUUACAAUAGAGUUAUUACUGGCCUUUGCUCAGUGGGCAAGCAAUAUGAAGCUGUUAUGUGGUUGGAGGAGAUGACAAGUCGGGCUAUGCUACCGGAAUAUUCUGUAUGGAGCUCAUUGGUGGCAUCUGUGUGUUGUAACAUGGCCAACAUUGCGGUUUGCGCGGACGCCUAUAAGAGGCUAAAGAGUUCUUGAUUUCUAUGUAGUUAGACCAGUUGAAAAUGGUUAACAUGCGUUGUACACUUUUUUGCCCCUUCUUAUUUAUGCAUUUUUCAUCAUUUGGGUA